Molecule: messenger RNA, 6757 nt
Organism: Siniperca chuatsi (mandarin fish)
Lineage: Eukaryota; Metazoa; Chordata; Actinopteri; Centrarchiformes; Sinipercidae
Exons: 2
Coding region: 4833-6044 (403 amino acids)
Biological process (GO): DNA replication
Molecular function (GO): DNA-directed DNA polymerase activity; nucleotide binding; DNA binding
Source: RefSeq, a predicted model, not a curated record
UCAUACACUUAACUUGACAGUACUCAUUAAUGCACUAUUACUUAUAUUAUUACAUUGUAUUAUUAUACCAUGCGUACUUAUCAACCUAUCAACAUCUAAAACCAUUUUUGUACUUACACUUAAUUAGCUUUUAUACUUAUAUCCACUUUGUACUUACAUUAUCUUACCUGUAUUAUAGUGUAUUAUAUUUUGAUUUGCUUAGUACUUCUAUUCCUGUGUGCACUGACGUGAUAGUGAGCAGCUGUAACAAAAGAGUUUCCCCUCAGGGAUCAAUAAAGUAUUUCUGAUUCUGAUACAGAGCCCUCCUGUCUUGGGCUGUGCACAUCCCAUUCCAGUUUGUGAUGUUUCCAGUCAAGAUGCUUUCUCUUGCUCCUCUGUAAAAGUUGACACAGGAAUUUUGCCUUCUUAAGUUUCCUCAAGAAAUAUAGCCAUUUCUGAGCCUUCUUUACCAGCGUGGAAAUGUGAGAUGAUCAUGACAUAUUCUCUGUGAUGCUGAUUCCCAGGAGCCUAAAACUGUUCACCUGCUUCACGUCAGGUCCACUGAUCAACAAUCAGCCACUUGGUUUUGCUGACGUUGAGCAGUAGGUUGUUCUCUGUGUACCACUCUGCAAGAUUGUUGCCGAUAUGAAGUUUCAUCAUUAGAAAUCUGGCUGAUGAUGGAAGUGUCAUCCACAAUCUUCGCAACAGAGUUGUCUUCAUGUCGGGGACUGCAGUCAUGGGUGUACAGUAUGAACAGGAGGGGGCUGAGCACACAACCCUGGGGGGGCUCCGGUGUUGAGCACUAGAGUGGAGGAGGUGUGACCGCCAAUCUGAACUGUCUGGGGUCUGUUUGUGAGAAAGUCCAAUAUCCAUUUGCAGAGUGUGGUACUCAAGCCUAGCGUGUUAAGUUUGCCAAUCAGUUUCAUAGGGGAGAUAGUGUUGAAUGCUGAGCUGAAAUCAACAAACAGCAUUUUAAUGUAGUUGUGUUGUUCUUCUCAAGGUGGGUGAAGACUGAGUGGAGGGCAGUGGAGAUGGCAUCCUCUGUGGAUCUGUGAACUGAGGUGAAACUGGUGAGGGUCCAGACUGGCUGGGAUGUUGUGCUUUAUGUGCUGGAGAACCAGUUUCUCAAAGCACUUCAUCAGACUGGGGGUGAGAGCCAUAGGGUGGAGGUCAUUUAGACUAGACACUGCAGACUUUUUAGGUACAGGGACAGUGGUGGCUUGAAGCAGGUGGGAACACUCUCCUGAAACAGUGAUAUGUUAAAAAUGUCAGUAAUAACAUCAACUAGCUAUUUUUGUUAGUACACAGCCAGGGAUGUUAUCAGGCCCAGCAACUUUACUCAUAUUCACCCUCAGCAGGGUUCUUCUCACAUCCGGUGUGAAUACUGACAGUGGCAGGUCCUCUGGAGGCGAAGUAGACUUUACAGUUGACAUCUCUGAAUAUGUGCCAGUCAGUGCAUUCAAAACAGUCCUGUAGAGGACCACCUAGCACCGCUCGACUUACCCUCAGACUUUGAUGCCCUGGUCGCAUUGGUGCUAAAGAUUGAUAAUCAGCUUCAUGAAAGGAGCAUGAAGAAGAGGCACUCCUGGAAAACACCACCCAGCCACUGGAGGCAGUCUUUUCCUCCUCUCCAGGCUGCUCAGCUUCCGGUGAGGAGCGUUGGAGACUCAGCGACUCCUGAUGAAUGUUUACAUGCAGCAUUCCUUACAACGCCUGUGCAGAUUGUGUGAAGACAGAUCAAGGAAUGAGGGCAUCAGAUUUCCUCUGUAAUACCAACAGCUUAAAGGCAGUUUGAAAUGGCGUGUGAAACACCUCAAACACAGAGUAAUUAGAAAAACUAUAUGGAAGCAUAUGGCAUUUGUCAAUCAUCUAUACGUCCCCUGUCCUUAGAAGGAUCAAUGUUUCCUGCACUUUCUGGAGACCCGUUAUGUGAAGACAGAUCAAGGAAUGAGGGCAUCAGAUUUCCUCUGUAAUACCAACAGCUUAAAGGCAGUUUGAAAUGCCGUGUGAAACACCUCACACACAGAGUAAUUAGAAAAACUAUAUGGAAGCAUAUGGCAUUUGUCAAUCAUCUUAUACACUUAUAAAGUGUACUUUAAAGUUUCACAAUAUCAUGAGGGAAAUUACAAUUAGCAUCUUUAACACAGAGCCUGAUGUCAAAUGUACUUGAAGUUUCUCUGUGAAGCCACGUGUUGGAGGUUUGGAUAAUAAACAUCUCAAAAACGACAAGAAAGUAAAAUAAAUGCUAAAUCUCAGAGGCUAAUCUCUGCAUCAAACACACACACACACACACACACACACACACACACACACAGGGACCAGAGAAGGUCAAGAGAUCAACCCUUGUUUUCACACAGGACAUAAAGACAGGGGUACCUAGUGAUGUAGACAGAUAACAAAGGGAGACGCAGAGAACAGAACUUCUGAAUCUGACUGAAUGGCUCAAGCAUCCGGUAAAUUAUCUAUAUCUUUAAAAUUAUAUUUUACGUGUUUAAACCUUUAGGCCGAAACAUAGGGACUUUUUUCAUUCUUUGCAGUGACUCUCAACGGAGGGCUGAACCUUCAAGCCAAGGACUCUGGUAAGUAUAGGACUACAUCAUGUAUUUUUAAUACUGAAAUAUUUAAAAGACUUUUAUUUCCUACCGUGAUUAUAAAUUACAUCUUUCAGAGUCAUCAACUGAUACCUCAACAUCUGAGACCUCAUCUGAUACAGACUCCUCAUCUGUGGUUUCCGAGGACGUGGAACCAUAUCCGUGGGGCGAAUUGGAUCAAUAUUUCCAAGAAGGGCUAUCACCAUCAUCACAGCCACUGCAUGACACAACCAGGGAUACCUCAGGUGGUCAAAACGUUAAACAUUCUCUAGAGGCUGCCUGGUUAACCGGAGGAGAUCCAGGGGAUGUGAUACCACAUCAAAAUCUUGAAGAACAACCGCCAUUUCACAACGAGUCUGUCUCAACCCCUAAUCAACCACUGAUGGCUUGCGGAGUGGUCUAGGCCUCAACCAGCGGACAGAGAUCCAGGAUUCUCAUCGGGUCGCAACCACAUCAACCACAAUCAAGCUCUCUCCAGCCUUGAGCAGUUAGAGAAUGAAUCAUCACCGAACGAAACAAUCAGAAUAAAUAACGUCCAGCUCGAACAAAGUCCCGCUGUAUCAAACCCUCAGACACCCCAAAACUAUAUCGAUCUCAGCAUACCCAGUCCUCCUGUGGAGGACUGGGUAUGCUCCAGAUGACUACGACUGAAACCUUUUCUACGAAAUCAGACAGUUAUUAAACUUCCCACCCCCUCUUAACGCAGAUGGAAUAGUGGAUUACGGCAUGUAUUACAACAAUACGUUAGAACAAGCAGAUGCGUUGCUACAGCAAGCAUUAGCAUACGUCACUCCUCGAGAUGCGGUACAGUUAGAGCUGCGUGGUCAAAAUCUCCCUAGUAACGUCUUGGUCGUCUUAUCUAAUGACGAGCUCCCCAGCCUAGCCGACUUUGAAAGGCUCUUACUCUGUGUUGUGCAGUCUAACUGGGCCAUUAUAGCUGAUGGUCUGUUAGAACUUGUCGUAGAAGUGAUCCAGAACUCUAGGGGUGGGGGUUAACGAUUCCUUGGGAAAAUGCUAGACAAUGAAAUCAUUAAAAAAAAAGACCUUUUCUGUACAUCGUCCACAACAGAGAGAAUCAACUAUGUUUUGCCAUCUGUCUGGCUCAUCUGUUACAUCCCGAUAUCAACGAUAGAGAAGCCCUCGAACGCGGUAGACAGCUUCAAAAUGAAGUAGGGUUAGACGAUCAGACCGCUGUAACCUUUAGCGACAUCCCAAAAUUUGAAACCGUGUUGGACUGUAAAAUUGUAGUGUUUUACAGAACCGAGGAAGACAGGGCUCUCCGCAAAUUCUUGACAGAUAGCCCAGGACGGAGUAAAACACUGAUUUUGUUUCUCUUCCAAAAUCACUACUACGCGGUUAAAAAUCUCAAAGCCUUUCUAGGUUCGCCUUAUGUUUGUGAGCACUGCUUUACAGGUUUUAACACCGUGUUAGGACAUAUUUGCGAAGCUCGUUGCACCAUAUGCUUUGACCCCAGUUGUACACAGAGGCCGUGUCAACCUGUUGUGUGUGACCAAUGCAACAGAACGUGUCGCUCGCCUUUCUGUUUAGCCAAACACAAAGAACCUACAGAGAGAUCGAGAAGUCAAACAUAUGCCAGCACUUGUGCCUUGUACAAAACAUUUACCAAAUGUGCAAGGCUGUACUACUGUGCUAUGAACGGUAAUGGUAAACAACACAAAUGUCAGACUGCGAAAUGUAAAAUUUGCGCCGAGAAAUUGAUCUCUUACUAUGAGUCAGAGGUUCAUCAGUGCUACAUCCAAAUGCUACCCUCUGAAACAAAACACAAUGAAAAAGUGGUGUUUUAUGAUUUUGAAACCUACGUUCACGUUCCGUUUUUAGUGUGUACACGAACCUUAGAUGGUAAAACAUGGAGCCCUCAGGGUACAGAUUGCGCCAAAGAGUUUAUACUGCAUUUCAGACGACCUUUGUACAAAAAUGCAGUGUUUAUAGCACACAAUGCCCAAGGUUUUGACAGCUAUCUCCUUAUCAAAGCCAUGGUAGAACAGGGGUUAAAGCCCUCUUUGAUUAUGCAAGGGUCAAAAGUAAUUUGCGUCACCAAUAACGAUUACAAACAAAGAUACAUUGACUCUUUAUCCUUUUUAACCAUGCGUUUAGCUAAUUUUCCAAAAGCGCUUGGUUUCAGUGAUAAAAUAAAGGGGUACUUUCCUCAUGGUUUCAGCUCAGAGGCCCAUUUGAGUUAUACAGGUGAGUACCCUCCCCCUCAGUCUUACGGGAUUAACAGACUUUUACAGUUGGUACGCGAUGGUGCGACACGGCACAUUCAACUUCAUGAAAGAGACUCGCCUCUAUUGUCAAAAUGAUGUAGACAUUCUCGCUGAGGGUUGCAUGCUGUUCAGAAAACAGUAUAUCGCUGAAACCGCCGUUGAUCCCUUCAGCCGUGCGACCAUCGCGUCGGCAUGCAUGAAGGUGUUUCUGACAAACUUUCUACCACCGAAAACAUUAGCAAUCCCCUCUCCGGACGACUACAGGCGUCAGUUCAUAACAUUUUCAAACGCCGGUAUCCAGUGGUUAGAGUGGUUGUCACACACCCGCGGCAUCCCUAUCCAACAUGCUUUAAAUAAGGGGGAAAAACAGCUGGGGCGAUUCUUUGUAGACGGGUAUACUGAAAUAGCUGGGGUGAAAUAUGCCUAUGAGUUUCUAGGGUGUUUCUAUCAAGGUUGUUCAACUUGCUAUCAAGCGCACGACACCUGUCCUCUGACGUGCCGUCCCUUCGGACAGUUGCAGACGCACUGCGAGGAGAAAUUACGUGAGUUAGAAGCCACGCACAAGGUAAAACUCAUCAUGCGUGAGCAUACAUGGAGGAUGAUGAAGAAAUCUCAUCAAGGGUUGAAGGAGUUUCUCAAACAAUAUAAUGCCCCACAACCAUUGUCACCCCACAAAGCUUUGUACGGAGGGUUUACCUCUGCUAUAAAGUUGAGACACACCGCUGCGUCGAACGAGACAAUCUCUUAUGUAGAUAUGACAUCUCUCUAUCCUUACUGUAACACCAACUUCCCCUAUCCUCUCGGACACCCUGAAAUAAUCUAUAAAGAUUUCCAAGAACCUCAAAGCUACUUUGGGCUAAUCAGGGCAAGGGUCUACCCCCUGAGAGAGUUGUACUUUCCAGUCCUGCCCCAUAGAACGACAGGGAGUAAGCUUGUGUUUACCCUUUGUCGAGCAAGCGCAGAGCUCAAUUUGCAGGAGGGUCCGUGUCGGCAUAGCGAUGAUGACAGGGCGUUGACCGGUGUCUGGGUCACUCCUGAAUUUAACAAGGCUUUGGAGAUGGGCUAUCGGAUAGCUGAAAUAACUGAGGUAUGGCAUUUUGAUAGACGGAGUGAUUCUAUUUUUGUUGACUAUAUGCACACUUUUCUGAAAGGUAAACAAGAAGCUUUGGGUUGCCCGUCCGAUGCUGUAGAUCAGGAAGCAGAGAAAAGUACAUCAGCGACUAUCAUGCAAACCAAGGGAUUUUGCUGAUAAAAUCAGACAAAACCCUGCUAAAAGACAAGUGUCUAAAUUAUGUCUGAACUCCUUCUGGGGUAAGUUCGCGCAGAGAUGCAAUCAAACACAAACCAAACUAGUCACAGACCCGGAAGAAUUCUUUAACCUCAUGUUUUCUGAAAAAUAUAAAGUCAAGUACUUCUCCUUCAUCAAUGACAAAGUGGCUUUGGUUCAGUGGUCUUACGGAGACCAUUGUAUCCCGCUACGCAACAAGGUAGAUAACGUUUUUAUAGCCGCUUUCACCACAGCCUACAGAUGUCUGACUUUGUACAGGUAUUUGGAACAGCUGCAAGACAAAGUCCUUUACUGCGAUACAGACAGCCUCAUCUAUGUCACAAAAGAGGGAGAGACGCUGCUCAAGCUGGGUAAUUACCUGGGAGAUUUGACGGACAAGCUAGGGGGAGAUAGCAUCAAAGAAUUUGUGGCUGCGGGUCCAAAAAGUUAUGCUUACCAAACUCAAAACAACAAGGUUGUUUUAUGCUUAAAAGGCAUUACACAGACGCACCAAUGCUGUGAAAUUGUCAACUUUGAUAGCAUCAAAGACCUGGUUCAGGAUUAUGUGCAAAACUCUGACGAGAGGGGGGUCCUUGAAAUACCUCAACACAGUAUUGUGCAAGAUAAGAAAGGCUUCCUUCUAAAAAACACAUUCCAAAAAAAGUUCUGAGUUGUAUAUGAUAAAAGACGGCUGC